AACCAAUCUGCGGGCUCCUGACCCCUUCGUUCCGUCAGCUUGGUUGAUAAUUGUACCGCCGAGUUCAGUUGCCAGUUGUUCGUGGUGUCCUUCAGUGCCCUAACUACGUGAGGAACGUUACCGUGAUAUUUUGAUUAUCAAGAGACAUGGCUCGUACCAAGCAGACAGCCCGUAAAUCAACGGGAGGAAAAGCACCCCGUAAACAACUUGCUACUAAAGCCGCACGUAAAAGCGCACCUUCUACUGGAGGAGUGAAAAAACCCCAUCGAUACAGGCCAGGAACUGUCGCUCUUCGUGAAAUCAGAAGAUAUCAGAAAUCUACGGAGUUGCUGAUCAGAAAAUUACCAUUCCAGCGUUUGGUUCGUGAAAUCGCACAGGAUUUCAAGACCGAUCUUCGUUUUCAAAGCGCAGCAAUCGGAGCCCUACAAGAAGCAUCGGAAGCUUAUCUAGUCGGCCUUUUUGAAGAUACCAACUUGUGCGCUAUCCACGCCAAGCGGGUCACCAUUAUGCCCAAGGAUAUCCAGUUGGCUCGGCGAAUCCGUGGUGAACGUGCUUAAGCUCUAACUUUAACUUUCCAACAUUAUAAAUGUUUUCACUGCAUUGUAACUAUCUGUUUCCAAACAUUGAAGUUCAACUUUAUCGCGAUAAAAAUCUGUAAUAUUGAUAAUAGUUAAUAUUACUCACUAAAUUUCUCUGAUUUUUUUUGAAGAUAUCUACUAACUGUUCACAGUUUAAAACUAGUAACUCACAAUAGAUCUUAGCGCAUAUCCAAGCGUAGAAAAAUAUGUAGAGCGUAUCAUUUUUAAGUUGUUUUUACAAACGUCUAUAAACUUCGAAAGCAAAACAUAGUGUUCUUGUGUUAGUUUAGUUACAUUAUAUCGUCAUAUAAUCUAGGAGUCCUAAAUGUAUUAGUUAUAAGUUAAGAAGUGUUUUAAAUGCCUCAAAUUAUGUUCUCUUAUCGCAGUGAACAUGUUUUGUGAGUAGAUCAAUCUUUAAAAUGAUAAUAAUUAGACCCAUUCGUAAUUUCUUUGUAUUAAAAUUCUAUUUAAGAAAAUGAAAAAGUAAUUCACUUCAAUUAUCAAAGUAUGAAUGUCAACUACUUUUCGUUGAUGAACAAAAUUUUGCUUCAAAGAAAAAAGAAGAAAAACAAAGGGGUCUCGCUAUAAGAGAAUACAAUUUGGAAGCAGUAGCUGGUAUAAAUAUAUUACACAUUAUGCAACAACAUUAUUAAUAUGUGUAGAAUAAUUUAAGAUACAUAUAAAAUUAUGAUUACGUAAAA
Athalia rosae (coleseed sawfly) is the source of this 1279-nucleotide messenger RNA. RefSeq names its product histone H3.3A. Gene Ontology annotation, cellular component: nucleosome. Gene Ontology annotation, molecular function: protein heterodimerization activity; structural constituent of chromatin; DNA binding. Lineage: Eukaryota; Metazoa; Arthropoda; Insecta; Hymenoptera; Athaliidae. Bases 147 to 557 code for a protein of 136 amino acids. The transcript has 3 exons. The record is from RefSeq and is a predicted model, not a curated record.